AUGACAGAAAAGAAAGACAAGUGGGAAAAUGUCGACUUUGACCAGGCCAUGGAAAUCGCUGGUUAUGGCAAAUUCAGCAUGUACAUCAUAUUCUUGUCGGGCUUAACAAUCUGCACAUCCUUGCUGAGUUCCGUUGACGUCUCGUUUCUUUUGCCAGCUGCUGAAUGUGAUCUUCAACUGACUUCUCAAGAUAAGGGUCUUCUCAGCUCUGCGUACUUCUUAGGAAUCAUUGCUACAUCCCACCUAUCAGGGUUCAUUGCUGACACUAUGGGCCGUAGAUACAUCCUACUUCGAGGGUUAUCUUUGAAUGUAUUCACCUAUAUUCUGGGAUCCCUUUCUCCCAAUUUCUGGAUAUUCUUCACAUUUAAAGUUUUGUCUGGAGUUAUGACCUGCCCUUGCAUGAUAGCCACUUUUCCAUUCCUGGGGGAGUAUGUUCCUAGCAAGAGACGAACUCAAGCAAUGCUCAUCACAACUUCCCUUAGCACCAUGGCGCUCCUGUACACCUCAUUGGUGGGAUGGUUGACGUUAAGCACCAAAUGGUCUGUGGACUUAGGACUGGUCACGUUCACCCCCUGGAGAUUAUUCUUCCUCUUGUGUGGUUUUCCCAGUCUUUGCUGUGCCGGACUCUUCUACCUAACUCCGGAGAGCCCCAAGUUCCUGCUAACACGAGGAAAGAAGGGGGAUACCAUCAAAAUACUCCAGACCCUGCAUCGCUUCAACUCUGGCAAACAGAGCGGCCACUAUCCUGUGAAAUCAGUCUCAGCAGACUCUGAAGAUCGUGCUCCAAAAAUGCAGAAACAAAAGGGAGUAUCCAGUUUGCUGAAUCACAUCGCAGAUCAAACAUUUCCGUUGUUUCGACCUCCAUAUGUGAAAAACCUCAUGUUGUGUAUAAUAAUGGUGUCUGUGUCAUUCUUGUGCGUAAACUCCAUUUUCAUCUGGCUUCCAGAAGUCACCAAUCGAAUGGCUUCGUAUAAGAGUAACAACGAAGGAAAGUUCUACCUGUGCGACAUGAUGAGUCGUAACAUGACCCUCUUCUUUGACAAUCAAACAGCCCAAUCAGAGGUGGAGUGCGACGGUACCAUCAGCUCUGCUGUGUUUAUCCCCAAUCUCCUGAUAUCUAUCGCUCAGCCAAUCAUCAUGCUCUUGGCCAGUGUGGUGGUUCCUCUGGUCGAUCGAAGGGCUGUCAUUGUGGCUGUUAUGGUUUCUGGAAGUGCCAUGGCUCUACUUAUUACCCUGAUUGCUGAUGCAUCCAUCAUCAUCAUCUUGUUUGGAACCCUUCCAAUCUUUAUCGGAGUUUCAUUUAAUGUCAUCACUGACAUUCUCAUUGAAGUAUUCCCAACUUACAUCAGAGCGAUGGCUGUAUCUUUGACUAUGAUCUGUGGAAGGAUUGGCUCAAUCACAGGAUCCUAUUUGUUUAGUCUUCUCAUUGACACUCAGUGCCUCUUAUUGUUUCGUCUAAUCUCUGGAAUCCUUCUUUGUUGUUCCUGUGUACCUGUGUUUCUUCAGAUCAAAAGCAGAAAAUCAGAAAGAACGCUUAACGUAACAUAAAUUCAUAACUGUUACCAAUUUUCUGUCUUGUGUUGUCUGAUGAAAUAUUUUUUGUAAUAAAUGUGAUUGUAAUUUUUGA
Molecule: messenger RNA, 1627 nt
Organism: Macrosteles quadrilineatus (aster leafhopper)
Lineage: Eukaryota; Metazoa; Arthropoda; Insecta; Hemiptera; Cicadellidae
Product: synaptic vesicle glycoprotein 2A-like
Exons: 11
Coding region: 1-1548 (515 amino acids)
Biological process (GO): transmembrane transport
Molecular function (GO): transmembrane transporter activity
Source: RefSeq, a predicted model, not a curated record